UCCUCAGAUUUCGAGUACUACUCGGUGAAGCGUUUCAUGAGAACAAUCAAUAAAUAAUCGGUGCAUCCCCAAGUGUAGGCUCUAUGGUCUUUUUCCCAACAGAGACUAUUCCUCACUGACAAUGGAAAAGUUGAUCAUCUUGUUCACACUUUUCGUCCGAACAUUGUCCGCACCGAAUGGAUGUAUAGAAGCCUGCAAUUUCUUCCAAGGGACCGACUUAGCACAGCAAAUUGUUAAAGACAGCCAUGUGAACUUUGAUUUCGCUCGACCUGGAAACUGGACCGAACAGAAUCAGUACAGAACGGACGGAGGUCGGGGCAGAGUUUACGAAGAACAUGGCCAGUUCGAGCAGGGACCAAAACGGGUCCGAUUCUUCAAAAAGAAUUACACCUCCUCCUACAGCACUGGAGACAUCAACGGUUUAGAAUCCGUAAACCAAGGAAGCUCGAGUGCAUACGACAGGUACAGUUCGUCUCAAGCAUCUCAAAAUAACGCUUUCGAGCAAGCGCAUCAGGCCGCCUUACAUCAAGGCAUAUCGUCAUCAUCAAACAGAAUCAGCAGUCAAAAUGCCAGAUUGGAAGAUUUCGGGGAGUAUGAUGCACAGCGCAGAUUAUCUUCAUACAACACCAGAACUCAUCAGCAAGGUGCCGUCGACCUGAGCGUAACGCCUCUUCAACCACCAGGUAUCCUGGACUCUGCGCGACCUGGCAAUUGGAGUGAAGUAGACAGUUACAGAACCGACGGAGGUCACGGCAGGGUUUUCGAGGAACAGGGUCAGUUCGUGACGGGUCCGAAACGUGUUCGAUACUACAGGAAGAAUUACACAUCGAGUUACCAGACUGGAGGCGGUUUCGCGCCCGACAUGACCAGCACAGCGGUCCAGGAUCUGGAGCGCGAGAUGCAACGGCUGCACAAACAGUUCGACAGCUUCGGCAGAGAGAUUCACCAAAGUUCCUCCGAACAUGCGGCAUUUGGCAGUUCCAUGGCCUCGGGGUCUGCAUCUGCCGUCGAUUUGUCCCAGACCACGGAGGACAGAAGAUAUGCCCAGAAUCGAGUUCAACCCGUUUCUACGUAUUAUCCUUCGCAACCCAGCCCUAACAGAGUAUCAACUUCCGAGUACGGCCAGUACUCUGGAAACGGUAAUCUGCAAUCUGGAUCAUUGGUAAACCAAGAGAGAACAACAAAAGUGGAGUCCACCGCUCAUUUGCCCGCGACCUCUGAAAGGAUUUACGAGCAGUCCCAGUCGAGAAGAGAACAUUCGGUGACCCGAUAUGGCACCGGUGAUCGUACUUCCAAUCAGCAGGUGUAUCCGAACUCGUAUCAGACUCCUGUAAGCACUGCCGAAGAGGUAAGGUACCAAACCGCCGCGGUCCCUAAUACCUACGGUACGCACAGUCAACAGACUUAUGAACAAGCGUAUGGCACCGGAAAUCACCAAGUGGCUCAGACUGCGAGCGAAUCGCAAGAUCGUUGGAACCAGCUACAUGUUGGGUCCUCGACGAGCGAUAGUAGCAGCAAUUAUAACCAACGAGACCGAGAUGAUCGUUACGGACACAGACGUAACACGGUACAGAGUCAGGCUGAUCAGUCCCAAUAUCGCCAUUCGAGCAACGCGGAACAGUCGAGACGUGAUCAGGGUUACUCGAGUAAGUUGAGCGUUGAUCAAGAAAGAUAUGCUCAACAUCUUGAAGGAUCUUCUCAGAGAACCCAACCGAGUCAGGUGACGGAGUACGAACAGCACUGGAGUUCCGCAGGGCACAGAAGAGAGACCGUAGUGCCUGCGUACAGUAGCGGUCAUGAAAGUGCCGCUAUCACUCAGCAGGCGCGACAGAUGAGUCAACAGCAGUUUGGAUCUGAAAACCAAUAUCAGCAGCAGAGCUCUUACGAUAUUCUUCACGGCCAUAAUACUAACGUAGGGGAAACGAAUCAGAAUCAUUAUAAUUCCGCUUACAGAACGCAAUCUGGAAAAUUAGUCGUGGGGUCUUUGCAGUUGAAUCAGAUGGCACAAGGUGCCGACUGUGCUCAAGACUCCGCUGCACAAACUCAAUAUGACUCUCUUCGAACCAGAUACAAACGUGGUGCCGGAUAUUACAAUCGACACAGGCCGAGGUACCCCAGCAAUGUUGAAGACUUGACGCAGCAAACGGAGGACUUGACUCAACAGAGUGAGGAUUUAACACAGCAAAGCGAGGACUUGACCCAGCAAACCGCGGACUUGACUCAACAAAUUGCGGACUUGACUCAACGGAACGAGAAUUUAACCCAGCAGAGCGCAGACUUGACCCAGCAAAGCGAAGACUUGACUCAGCAGACAAACUCUGGCUAUUUCCCGAGGGAACCUUACAGGAAACCCCAAGCGGAACGGAAUUCGCAGAGAAACUGGCACUUUACUGAACCCAGUAGAGAUGGCUUAGAAACUGCUGAUUUGGUGCACCAAAGCGACAACUCUCAACUGAGCCAAAGCACUCAGGACGUUUGGGGACCUAGUCCAUUAUAUGUUGGAAAUCAACAUGCCGGAACUCACCCACAACAAAGUGGACAAGACGACAACUCUCAACUGAGCCAAAGUACCCAAGACGUGUGGGGAUCAAAUCCAUUGUACGUUGGAAACCAACAUACUGGAACCUAUCCGCAACAAAGUGGAGGUUUAGAUCAUCAGUCCGGAACGUACGUUCAGGUACCUCAAAGUCCACCUAGUGAAUCAGGAUUUGACCAACAGACGGGUAGAUUCCCAAGUCGGGAGAGAAUAAGAGGUACAUCACAGAGGAAUAAAAAUCGUACACAAGAGGCAACGGAAAUCGGUGAUUUGACCCGAGAAGCAUCCACCGUGUCCGAAGUUGGUCAAGAAACACAAAAGCAUUGGAACUCUGAUGACUGGCACGUAAAUGGUCAACAAACCGAGGAUCUAACGCAGCAGGUAACGAGUAAUCUAGAAUCCGGAAGAGACACAUCGAGGAAGCCUCAAACCUGGCACGUGGAAAGCUCAGGUCAACAAACCGAGGACAGAAACCACCCAAAUGUUGGUAAUCUUCAAAUUAACCAACAUGAGAGUCCAUCGAAAUGGACGGAAGACCUGACGCAACAGAGUCAAGAUCUUACUCAACAAAAUCGGGAUUUGUCUCAACAGACUAACGGACCAAACAGUUAUCGGCCAACUUGGGGACAACAACAAAAUCAAGACUUUAAUGGGCAACAACAGAACGCCAAACCUGAGGAUUUCGGUCAAACGUGGGACCAACAACAAAAUGGAGAUUUCACCCAGCAAACCAAACCUCAUGACUUUCGUCAAUCAUGGGGAAACCUCGAGUUUGGUAAUCAAGCAGCUGGUAAUCAAGAGUCCCCCCUUUCGAACGGAGCUACAAAAGGAUCUCACAGACGUGGUCAAAGGCUACCAGCUCCAAAACCCACGUUAAGACCUCGAAGACCCAGACCGGAACCAACGGGUUACGGUACGCAAAACGAACUGGGCGAACAAUCCACCACGGAUAGGAAUUAUCGAGUCGUUGAAGAUCUCGAGUAUGACCGACUGCACCAAAAUCCAUCGAUAUUGAGAGUCGAUCAACAAAAUCGUCGGACUGAGAACGAUAGUACCAGACAUGGUACCACGGAAUGGCAAGCACAGAACCUACAACGAGAACAAGAAGGCAAGGAUAAGGAGGAUCAAAGUUCGCAAGUUUUCGUCAAACCGAUUGAAGUAACUACGCAACGUGCGGUUUAUAAUACCGAUAAGUACGGAAAAAUUGUCAGAGGUGAUCAACCAGAAGUUGGCCCAGAGGAGCCGACAAAUAUACCAUUUGUGGAUUAUCCACAACGAACUGAUAAAGACAUUUCGCAACAGACUGUUAUUGGCCAUGAAGGAAUUAACACGUGGCAGCAAUCUCAAAAACAUUCUGAAUUUGAUAAUGAUAAUUACCAACAAUCGAGUGCACAGCAUAGGCACGUGGACGAUAGUCAAGUGACAACGUCCGAAGCACAUCUUAGCCAAAGCCAACAAGGCUUACGUUGGCACCAAAGCCAUCAUACGGAUGAUUUAACUAACAGUGAGAAUCAUAGAGAGUUUCGGGAGCAACAGAGUAGUAGAGGAACAGGAAAUGUGGAGAAGCCUUGGCAGUAUGGACAAUCAAGUUAUCCUCAACGACCAAUAGAAAGUGCUCAAUCAAAUAGCAAGGAACACGAAAAGGAUGACCCUAGUAGAGUUAGGCCCCUCAUCGUUGAAAAACCAUGGGGUCAUCACAGCGUUGAUCAAAGUAAUGCAGGAGUUUUGCAAGUGGCAAAUUCGGAAAUCCGUAGAGACCAGCAGGAGGGACAAAAACUUGAUGACAAUCAACGUGUACAAGUUACCAACUUCCAUCAGCAGCAGGGAGAGAACUUGGAAUCGAGUUAUCUGGAACAGUCCAAUAGAAGAUACGGCAGUCAUUAUCAACAGUCUUCUGGACAUCGGUUUGAUCAAAGCACGCAUAGAGAACAUCAUUUAUAUGAAGAAUCAAAUGCUAGUCAAAAUUCUAGAUCUCUUGAACUCGAACAGGUAUUAGAGCAAGGACAAAAAUCUGAAAAUUUGUGGCUUCAACCAGGUGAUCUUGAGCAAAAUCAAGAAAGUAUAGGUCAACAUAAUGAUCAACAGCAGACCAUCGGACAAGGAUUUUAUGGCUUAUCACAACAAACAGGAAAACUUGAGCAGGAACAGGAAAAUAAAGAACAAACAAGCGAUCUACAGCAAACUGUUACUAAGUCAGGAGAAGUUCCAGUGAGUGUUCAGCCACGAAUCCUAGAAGCAUAUGGAGCAAAUGGACCAUAUGCGACAUCACAUGGCGAAGACAUAUUUGUUAACGCCAGACCUAAUCCUAGUGCCACUUUACCGCCAUAUACCGAUGAUUUAGAGCCUUGGGUCAUUCGUGAAAAAGAAAAAGAAUUAGAAGUAGUACCAUUGCCAGCAACUACUGCUGAAGAACCUAAAACGGAUUCUUUCGAGCCAUCAACAGAAACGCCACCAUCAUUUUGGAAUAAACUAGGUUACAAAUUUACUUCUACCAUUGAUAAAGCUAAAGACAAAGCUAGAAACUUUUUUGGUUAAAUGAUUUACAAAAUAAAUUCAAAAUACCUUUUAGGUAUAUAUCUAAGCAUCCAAGCUUUCAAUGUGCAAAUAAGUACCUAUAGUUUAUAAAUCAAAUUAGUCUUAUUUAUAUGAACUUCCAGCUAUUUAGUAUUAUGUACACAAAAUGUUUUAUAUUGUAUAAUAUACAUAUAAUGAUACAAUAAAUAAUAUAUUCCAUGUAAA
Messenger RNA from Orussus abietinus, 5275 nucleotides. RefSeq lists its product as uncharacterized. The coding region runs from base 122 to 5071 and encodes 1649 amino acids. The transcript has 2 exons. The record is from RefSeq and is a predicted model, not a curated record. Lineage: Eukaryota; Metazoa; Arthropoda; Insecta; Hymenoptera; Orussidae.